This is a messenger RNA of Cebus imitator (Panamanian white-faced capuchin), 1961 nucleotides long. RefSeq names its product neurogenin 2 (gene NEUROG2). The transcript has a single exon. The coding region runs from base 1 to 819 and encodes 272 amino acids. The record is from RefSeq and is a predicted model, not a curated record. Lineage: Eukaryota; Metazoa; Chordata; Mammalia; Primates; Cebidae. Gene Ontology annotation, molecular function: protein dimerization activity.
AUGUUCGUCAAAUCCGAAACCCUGGAGUUGAAGGAGGAAGAGGACGUGUUGGUGCUGCUCGGCUCGGCAUCCCCCACCUCUGCGGCUCUGACCCCGCUGUCCUCCAGCGCCGACGAAGAAGAGGAGGAAGAGCUGGGCGCAUCCGGCGGGGCGCGUCCGCAGCGCGGGGCUGAGGCCGGCCAGGGGGAGCGGGGCGGCCUGGCGGCGGCUGCCGAGGGCUGCCGACCCUCAAGGCUGCUGGGUCUCGGGCACGAGUGCAAACGGCGCCCCUCCCGGGCGCGGGCAGUCUCUAGGGGCGCCAAGACCGCCGAGACAGUGCAGCGCAUCAAGAAGACCCGGAGACUGAAGGCCAACAACCGCGAGCGAAACCGCAUGCACAACCUCAACGCGGCUCUGGACGCGCUGCGCGAGGUGCUCCCCACGUUCCCCGAGGACGCCAAGCUCACCAAGAUCGAGACCCUGCGCUUUGCCCACAACUACAUCUGGGCGCUCACCGAGACCCUGCGCCUGGCGGAUCACUGCGGGGGCGGCGGCGGGGGCCUGCCGGGGGCGCUCUUUUCCGAGGCGGUGUUGCUGAGCCCGGGAGGCGCCAGCGCCGCCCUAAGCAGCAGUGGAGACAGCCCCUCGCCCGCCUCCACGUGGAGUUGCACCAACAGCCCCGCGCCGUCCUCCUCCGCGUCCUCCAACUCCACCUCCCCCUACAGCUGCACUUUAUCGCCUGCCAGCCCCGCCGGGUCAGACAUGGACUAUUGGCAGCCCCCACCUCCCGACAAGCACCGCUAUGCACCUCACCUUCCCAUAGCCAGGGAUUGUAUCUAGAGCUGCCAUCUCUGCUAACCACGCCAGGCCUUAGUGGGUCCCCUUUCCUGUCCCCAGCCGAGCCCUCCUCCCUUCCCCUGCCCCGCCUUUCCAAGCCCUGGAAACCAUCUCACUUCGAAGGGCAGGUGUAGCCGUUCUGAUUCCUUGCUUGUUUCUUGCAUUUCCUGGCUUUGGUCUCAUUCAUUCAGAUGGGCUCUGAUUUAUUGAAGGUGUGACGGAGCUUAUUGUCAAAGUGAAGGGUGCCGUUUUGGAGGCGCUUCUUGAGACGAAAAAGACGCUGGGAAGAGAUGAUGGUGGCAUAUCGAAAGAGUUUGCAGAGCGGACUGACGCUCCUCCCCUUUCUCUGUAACGCCGGAGGACUUGGAGCAGUUCGUGUGAAUCUCGCGGGGGGAAUGCAACUGGUUCCUGUGAUCUCUUCACCUUUGCUUCUACAUAGAGAUGUUAAUGUCGAGUAGAAAGAAAUGUAUCUUAGCAUCUGAAUGAUUUUACUGGUAAUAAUAUUAUCCACAGAUUUGCAAUGGCUGGCAUCUGCUUUAUUCCCAUUGCUGUCUGCAGGCUGUGGGAAUUUCACCUGUCAAACCAAACUUUCCCUCUCUGAUGUGCACUUUGUUCUGUUUCCCAGAUUCGUCACAAUGCCUAUUGUCCUGUCCUUCUCUUUCCUCUUUCUUCCCCAUUUUGCCAUCUGUCUCUUAUGAUUUAUAAGGGGGAAAAAACUUGUUUUGUUAGAGGGGCAGGUUAGAAGUCAUUGUAUAAUUUGUAGGCUUUGUAAUGAUUGAAUGCAAGCGUGGAAAUUUAGGCUGAACUCUCUAUCAAAAGGAAAAAUGUGGAGGAAAAGGGAAAAAUCAGGAGGGAGGAUUGCUUCAUGCAUUAUUUAUCUCGACCUUUUAGGGGAGAAGGAACUCCCCCAUUCUUUAGAGAGAUUAAAAAUAAAUCAACAGUCUGAAAACCUAAGCAGAUACGGAGCAUUAUCGGGAUCAGCCACACACGUGUUCCCUUCUAUUUAUUAUAAAUAAAUUUUUCAUGGGAAAAUAUGUAUUUUUUUGUAUAUUCUACAGAGUUUAUUCUAGUAUGUAUUUACGUCUUGAAGAACAAGAAAGUUGUUCUUGUGAUUAAACUAUAAAUAAAGUAUCUAAUUUUCAUAA